Sclerotinia trifoliorum is the source of this 1248-nucleotide messenger RNA. The record is from the annotation of a GenBank genome assembly. Lineage: Eukaryota; Fungi; Ascomycota; Leotiomycetes; Helotiales; Sclerotiniaceae.
UCACGCGGGACCAGCAUCCGCAAUUUCAUUAUUUGAGGCAUUUUGUCCCUAUCCCUUAUCAUUUUGAGCCAUUUCCGAACAAAUUCAACCCUUUAAAUCAAGACUACCCACCUCUUUUACGAUGUCUACUACAACUACAAUCACCCAAGCCGAGCCUAUUACUGCUCAAAGUAUUCUUCGACUCUUCCCCGAUAUCGAUACCAGCUCUGCAGAACUUGACGGACACGAUGAAGAGCAGAUCAGAUUGAUGGAUGAAGUCUGUAUUGUUCUAGACGAAAAUGACAAGCCUAUUGGAAACUUUAGCAAAAAGAUAUGUAAGAGAAUAUGAUUAUUCGUCGCUUUUACAUUUACUAAUUAUACCAGGUCAUCUCAUGACGAACAUCGACAAAGGUCUCCUUCACCGCGCAUUCUCCGUCUUCCUUUUCAACUCCAAGAAUGAACUACUCCUCCAGCAACGUGCAACUGAAAAGAUCACUUUCCCUGAUAUGUGGACCAACACCUGCUGCUCCCAUCCUCUCGGCAUACCGGGCGAAGGAGGAUCUGAGUUGACUGAAGCUGUCAUGGGAGUGAAGAGGGCAGCACAAAGAAAGCUUGACCACGAACUCGGUAUCAAGGCUGCGCAAGUGCCUAUCGAGAACUUUAAGUUUUUGACAAGAAUUCACUACAAGGCACCCAGCGACGGAAAAUGGGGGGAGCAUGAGAGUAUGGUCAUCAAUUACUAUGAACUUUUGAUGGGAGUAUUAUUAACAUUGACCAAUUUUCACAGUUGAUUAUAUUCUCUUCAUUACCGCUGAUGUCGACAUGGAGCCAAACAUGAAUGAAGUUCGCGAUACUCGCUACGUUACAGCCGAUGGUCUUAAGACUAUGUUCAACGAUCCGUCUUUGAAAUUUACCCCUUGGUUUAAGCUUAUUUGCAACUCUCUUCUAUUUGAAUGGUGGGAGCACAAAGAUACCGAUCUCGAGAAAUACAUGAAUGAGCAAGAUAUUAGAAGAAUGUGAGGACGAUUUUCCGGGGGAGGAGGGGCAGGGAAGACGGCGAAACGGAUCAAAGAAUGAAUCAUGGAGGAGUCAUUGAGAAGCUGAGAGUCUCGCCAAUGCAUAUUGCAUAUUGGCAUUGAGGUUUGCUGCAAUACCAAAGUUGAUACCCAACACAAAAGCGAAUCACUUUAAUACGCCCUAAUUAAUAUCAACCAGUACGAUCAACGCGGGGCAAUUCCGAACAUUUUGCUUUCCAAUUGGGCUUUGACA